AUGGCGUCAUGACUUGAGACGCUGAUUAGGUGUUCGUCCAGCCCGGGGAACCGGAAGUAGUCUCAGAAAGGAAGAAGCCAAGCGAAUAUUUUCGUUUAAUGCAGCAUAGUAUUAGUCUGUGAGCUAUUAGUUAGUGUCUUAUGAAAUGUGUAAUUGUAUUCGUGGAUGGUCUUCGUCGACGUGAGGAUGUCAAGGGAGGACAUUGAACUUGCUGGUGGAUAAAGAAGUGCCAUACAUUUCCAUAUUCUCUGUCUUAGGCCUUCGAAUGUCUUUGACACUGACAGCUAUGAGUGACAGUAGCGCAAUGACCAGCAGGCACCAACAGUGGUCAGGGGUUGGGCAAGCGCAGCCACCUCCCCGUGGUCCCUAUAUCUCAGUCAUCACCAACAGAACCACCAACCUUGUGAUACGAGGAGCCAUGCUGUUCUUUGUGGGUGUCUUCCUGGCCCUGGUGCUGAACUUACUUCAAGUCCAGAGAAACAUAACUCUCUUUCCCCCUGAUGUCAUCAGCAGUAUCUUCUCUUCCGCCUGGUGGGUGCCACCCUGCUGCGGCAUGGCCUCAGCAAUGAUUGGACUGCUGUACCCCUUCAUCGACAGACAUCUGGGUGAGCCACACAAGUUCAAGCGAGAAUGGUCAAGUGUGAUGCGCUGUGUGGCUGUGUUUGUGGGCAUCAACCACGCUAGUGCUAAAGUGGACUUUGCCAACAACAUCCAGCUGUCUCUGACUCUGGCGGCGCUUUCCAUCGGUCUGUGGUGGACAUUUGACCGCUCACGUAGUGGCUUCAGCUUGGGGAUCAGCAUAGCCCUGCUGGCAACACUGGCCACUCAACUCCUGGUUUACAAUGGAGUCUUUCAGUACACUUCUCCAGAUUUCCUGUACAUUCGCUCCUGGUUACCUUGUAUCUUCUUUGCAGGGGUGAUAACAAUGGGGAACAUAGGACGGCAGCUAGCCUCGUACGAAUAUAAGUUCAUUCAAGAAAAGACCCAUCAGGACUGAGGAAUUGCUUGGUUCCAUUUGGCUUCUACUCACAAUGACAUUGCCUCUGUACCAACCUGAAGCCACAGACAAGUUAUUAGAAAAAAUCUGCAGCUUACUCCAGACCAGGACCCAGCCAUGUCAAAUGAGCCCUGAGCUCCCGCCCAGUGCUUUUCGUUGGACCAGACAGUAUUUUUGAACGGCUUUCAUCAGGCCAUUCAGAGCUUGCCGCGGUUAGUGGCUACAGUGUAACCUGAGCUGAGGUGAAGAGUGAGAGGAUUGGUUGUUUUUUCUUUGGUGCAGUUCAUCUUCACUUAUCUGGAAUGAGAUUAGCAGCAAAGCGUUAUUGACUGCAAAUUUCUGAGGUUGGAAGUGAAUGGUGAAUUUGUUGAUCCAGACAUGACAACACUUUUAAUCACAUUUAGACAUUUUCUUAGGAAAUCACAUUGUUUUUAAAUACUUGCUUAAAUUCAGGGAACAACAUUUUAGCCAUCUCAGUUGCUUGUUAAAAUGGUUAAAAAGCAAUGUUCACUUUGCCCAAAAAGAUAGAAAUGCCAUAUUUCUCAGCUUAUUGUCUUCUUUCACCAC
Messenger RNA from Paralichthys olivaceus (Japanese flounder), 1564 nucleotides. It is a transcript of the gene insig2, whose product is annotated as insulin induced gene 2. NCBI's taxonomy places the organism in Eukaryota, Metazoa, Chordata, Actinopteri, Pleuronectiformes, Paralichthyidae. Gene Ontology annotation, cellular component: SREBP-SCAP-Insig complex; endoplasmic reticulum. Gene Ontology annotation, biological process: SREBP signaling pathway; cholesterol biosynthetic process; SREBP-SCAP complex retention in endoplasmic reticulum. The record is from RefSeq and is a predicted model, not a curated record.